UAGUUUAAUUAAAAUAAAAUAGAAAAUCAUGUCGGGAAAUAGAUGCGCAUUUAGGAAAUGUUACAACAGUCGUGCAAAAGUUGAAGGAUUGAAAAUGUUGUCCUUUCCCCGGGAUACUGACAAAGCAAAGAUCUGGGUGAACAACUCAGGGAAUCCAGAACUGAUAGAAUUAUCACCAAAAUCACUUGGUAAAAAGGAGAUAUGCGAGCAGCAUUUCCAACAGCAGGAUAUUUUACCCAGUGGACGUCUCAUGAGAGGUGCCUUUCCGCAAGUCUAUUGUGGCUGUGACAGUGAUCCGGGCCCAUCCACAACCAUUCACUCAUCUAGUCCAGCUUCUCCUCGUUUCAACAUAACAUUGGCGUCACCAAAGAAAUAUCCAGCAAAAAAUCUGAGCUUCUACCAUCUCCAUCGGUGAGCACUUCUUCCGCAAAUUUUUCUAUUCAGAUGUCUCCUUCAGUACACAACUGGAUAGAGAGUGCUUCCCCAACACAAGGGACGGAUGUCAGAAGAUCACUUUUUACCACCCCAACCAAAUUUCAGAAGGAGUCUUACAUGAAAGUUAUUGAGAGACAACAAAAUGAAAUCUCAAGUUUGAAAAGACAAUUGCUUAGACAGAAAUUGUCAAAAAUAAAACUUUUCAAAAAUUUAAAUCAAAGGAAUUUUCAAUUCUUUUUGGAAUGCAAAAUCAUAAAGAGAGGCAACCAUGGAAGAAGAGAAGAGAAGAGAUUGGCCAUUAGCAUAUUUUUGCGUUCACCAUCUACUUAUAGAUACUUCCGCAAAAUAAU
Messenger RNA from Nilaparvata lugens (brown planthopper), 785 nucleotides. RefSeq lists its product as uncharacterized. Bases 29 to 415 code for a protein of 128 amino acids. The transcript is spliced from 3 exons. NCBI's taxonomy places the organism in Eukaryota, Metazoa, Arthropoda, Insecta, Hemiptera, Delphacidae. The record is from RefSeq and is a predicted model, not a curated record.